Molecule: messenger RNA, 668 nt
Organism: Thamnophis sirtalis
Lineage: Eukaryota; Metazoa; Chordata; Lepidosauria; Squamata; Natricidae
Source: RefSeq, a predicted model, not a curated record
AACUGUCCUCCCAGCGCAGCAGCCGCGAUCGCAUCUCGGGGCGGGGGUCUCCAUGGGCUCUGCUGCCCCUCUUCUGGCGGGGCUCUGCUGCUGAGAUGCCCCCGGGCGGGCGGUGGGCAGCGGGGCACCAGCUUCCUUCCCUCCUCGGGGCCAGCGGGAUGGCUUCCUCCUCCUCCUCCCCCUCCGGGCAGGGGUCUCCGGGGGCCGCCGGGCUGCUGCGGGGGAGCCGGGCUCGAUCUUACGGCAGCCUGGUCAGCUCGCCGGUGCGCGAACGGCGGCUGGAGCACCAGCUGCGCCCCGGAGACACCCUGCAGGGCCUGGCUGUCAUGUACGGGGUGACGACAGAGCAGAUCAAGAGGGCCAACCGGCUCUACACCAACGACUCGAUCUUCCUCAAAAAGACUCUCUGGAUCCCCACCAAGCCCAAGGCUUUGUCCAACGGACUGAACUUCGAGGAGGAGGAAGAAGAGGAGAAGGAAGGGGAGGGGGAGGCCGUCCCCCCCGAGUCGACCAAGAAGCAGAAGCAGCCCCGGAAGAACGGAUCUUCGGGGGGCUCCGUCCCUAAACACGACCUCUCCGCCGCCGAUUUCCUCUUCAAACUGGAUUCCGAGAUCCGCCGAUCGAAGCAGUUGGCGGCCAAGAAGCUGCGGGAAGGGGAGAGCGGGUGA